AUGUAUCGUGGAGAAACUGGAGCGGAUGGAGGUAUUCGGUCCUUUUGGGCGAGACUCGAGAGACGAUGUUUUUGGACGGUGGAGUGGAGAGUAGAGAGGGGAGAGGGGAGAGGGGAGGGCAGCGAGGGCGACCGACGAGCGAUGGGUUUGGCUGCGGCGGGCGAGUGUGCAGGCAGGUGCCGUUCAGCGGGAGGACUGGGACUGGAUCCCUAG
Glarea lozoyensis ATCC 20868 is the source of this 213-nucleotide messenger RNA. RefSeq lists its product as uncharacterized. NCBI's taxonomy places the organism in Eukaryota, Fungi, Ascomycota, Leotiomycetes, Helotiales, Helotiaceae. The transcript has a single exon. The coding region runs from base 1 to 213 and encodes 70 amino acids. The record is from RefSeq and is a predicted model, not a curated record.